AUGGACAGAAAGCACUUCACGAAAGUUCUGCCCUGUGGAGUGCCCAAUGGGGAAGCUGUUCAGAUGAACAUGAGGAAAUAUUCAUCAUUUUUACACUUCCAUGAAUCAGACUGUGACAUAGGAGGAUCUUCAGCUUGUGAAUCUGUGCUUUCUCUCAACACUGAAAAAAUUCUGAGUCAAGCGAAGUUGCUUGCAGAGCAAAAACGAUUUCCAUUUGCUACUGAUAAUGACAACACAAAUGAAGAAUUGGCAAUUGCUUACGUGUUGAUUGGCAACGGCUUGUACGAUGAAGCCAUACGACAUUUUUCAACAAUGCUGCAGGAAGAACCAGAGCUGGUUAGUGCAAUUUAUGGACGAGGGAUAGCAUAUGGAAAAAAAGGUCUACAUGAUAUGAAAAAUGCUGAACUUGCUCUGUUUGAGCUCAGUAGGGUGAUUAGUCUAGAACCAGAUCAUCCUGAAGUAUUUGAACAACGAGCAGAAAUAUUGUCCCCACUAGGACGAAUCAGUGAAGCAUUAUCUGAUCUCACCAAAGCUAUUCAUCUACAACCAUCAGCACGGCUCUACAGGCACAGAGGUACCCUUUACUUCAUAUCUGAGGAUUAUGCAACAGCCCAUGAAGAUUUUCAGCACUCCUUGGAAUUGAACAAAAAUCAGCCUAUAGCUAUGCUUUAUAAAGGCUUAACCUUUUUUCACAGAGGACUUUUGAAGGAAGCCAUUGAAUCAUUCAAAGAAGCUCUGAAGCAGAAAGCAGACUUCAUAGAUGCAUAUAAAAGUCUGGGACAAGCCUACAG
Messenger RNA from Leptosomus discolor (cuckoo roller), 791 nucleotides. The record is from RefSeq and is a predicted model, not a curated record. Lineage: Eukaryota; Metazoa; Chordata; Aves; Leptosomiformes; Leptosomidae.